Molecule: messenger RNA, 1211 nt
Organism: Archocentrus centrarchus (flier cichlid)
Lineage: Eukaryota; Metazoa; Chordata; Actinopteri; Cichliformes; Cichlidae
Gene: ilf2
Product: interleukin enhancer binding factor 2
Biological process (GO): positive regulation of DNA-templated transcription
Cellular component (GO): catalytic step 2 spliceosome
Molecular function (GO): DNA binding; double-stranded RNA binding
Source: RefSeq, a predicted model, not a curated record
UUUUAAGCGAAUAAGAGACGAGUAGGCAGCACCACCAGGAGCCGGUCCGCAGAGGGACAUUCAACAAUUCUCUAAGAUUUCCACAUAAAACGCUCAAAACGUCGUACGCAAUGAGAGGAGACCGGGGCAGAGGCCGAGGCGGCCGCUUCGGGGCCCGCGGAGGACUGGUCCAGGGGUACCGUCCGUUUGUCCCACACAUUCCAUUCGAUUUUUAUGUGUGUGAGAUGGCCUUCCCCAGAGUGAAGGCUGCACCUGAUGAGACGGCUUUCAGUGAGUGUCUGCUGAAAAGGAACCAGGACCUGAGCCCUACUCCUGCAGAGCAGUCUUCCAUCUUGUCCCUGGUCACAAGUCACAACGUGAUUGACAACCUGAUUGUUGCACCAGGAAACUUUGAAGUGCAAAUUGAAGAGGUGCGUCAAGUGGGUUCAUACAAGAAGGGCACCAUGACAACAGGACACAAUGUUGCUGACCUGUGGACACCCUUCGCACGCAGGAACCCUGCUGAAGUGCUGUCCAUGUUGACCAAUGAGACUGGCUUUGAGAUCAGCUCAGCGGAUGCUACAGUCAAGAUCCUCAUCACCACCGUCCCCCCGAACCUGCGCAAACUGGACCCAGAGCUGCAUUUGGAUAUCAAGGUGCUGCAGAGUGCCCUCGCUGCCAUCCGUCACGCCCGCUGGUUUGAAGAGAAUGCCUCUCAGUCAACGGUCAAAGUAUUGAUCCGCCUGCUGAAAGACUUGAGGCUGCGUUUCCCUGGUUUUGAACCUCUCACUCCCUGGAUCCUAGAUCUGCUGGGCCACUCUGCAGUGAUGAACAACCCCUCCAGGCAGCCUCUGUCCCUGAACGUGGCCUACAGGCGCUGCCUGCAGAUGCUGGCUGCUGGUCUCUUUCUGCCUGGCUCUGUGGGCAUCACUGACCCCUGUGAAAGUGGAAACUUCAGAGUCCACACAGUAAUGACUCUGGAACAGCAGGACAUGGUGUGCUUCACAGCUCAGACUCUGGUGAGGGUGCUCUCUCAUGGAGGCUACAGGAAGAUCCUUGGUCUGGAGGGAGAUGCCAGCUACCUAGCAACAGAGAUGUCUACAUGGGAUGGUGUGAUUGUGACUCCCUCAGAGAAGGCAUAUGAGAAACCUCCAGAGAAGGAAGGAGGAGAAGAUGAAGCUUUGGAGGAGGGAGGGGAUGGAGAGGAUGAGAGCAUGGAGACCCAAGAGUAA